Gaeumannomyces tritici R3-111a-1 is the source of this 2252-nucleotide messenger RNA. RefSeq lists its product as hypothetical. Bases 676 to 1584 code for a protein of 302 amino acids. NCBI's taxonomy places the organism in Eukaryota, Fungi, Ascomycota, Sordariomycetes, Magnaporthales, Magnaporthaceae. The transcript is spliced from 2 exons. The record is from RefSeq and is a predicted model, not a curated record.
CCCGUCCCCCAGUCCAGCUCCAUGGAAACGCCCAUUUCGAACCAGCGUGUGCUUCAUGAAGGUUCUCCAAACCCACGAUUUCACUGGACUCGGCGCUUUGAAGUUUUCUUUCCACCCUUGCUGUUAUUCCCACGUAGCAUAAUAAUAUCAAGGUGGCGCGUCGAGACCAGGAGAUCUAAAAUUACUAUUCCCGCCAAUGAUAUGCGGUACACCCUGCUUCCUAGCCUUCAUCUACCUGCCUGCGUCCUCCCGAACCGUUUUCGGCCCCCAUGCUACCUCUAUAUUCCCCUCCCCCCUCGACGGCCGCUCAUGGGCCGGACCUCUUGGCACCACUAUGAGGUUCCACCUAGGCUAAUAUGUUCGUCCUGCUCCCCUGGCGUUAAUAUUUCCCCCCUUUCCCCUGUCGUCUUCUUUCCCGCCGACUCCAGGCCUCGCAAAUAAUACCAAGUUACUCGGGGCAACACUAUAUCCUGAAAAAAAAAGUCAUGAGAAGUGACCUGUUCAGCUCUUGUACCAACAAGCUUCAAGGGCAUCUCCUUACAACCCCUUGUACUCGCACACCUUCCAAGCUCCCUCCACUUUCCUCUUGCACACCUGGCUUCGGGCUGAAUACCCGCUAGACGCCACAUCUGCCCUUCGGCCUUUUAGCCUACAGCCCUACUUGGUGGAGAAGUCAUGGGCAUUCCUCACGACGAGAACCUCCCCGAGGUGGCGCCGGGGAAUGACCCCCAGACCAUGCCGGAUAGCUCCCCGCAAGCCCUCACGGCACAGGAGGCGCACGCCCACCAGCAGUUCUUUGAAGGCGGCGCUAAAUUCCCAGACGCCAGUCUCGAUAGCGCAAAGUUCACGACUGCGCCGCCCGACGGGUUCGAGUCCGGGUUUUACCAUGAAAACUCCCGAUCCCAAGACCAGCAGAGCAGCCCCCCGUGGAACUCUCCGGCGCCUUCCAGCGCUGUCACGGGGCUCCGGGCUGGCUCGGUGCCCAUCGGGAGCAGCCAGUUCGGCUCCGAGGAAGAGAAGGGAGCCAGCGAACGAGGCGAGCGUAUCUGCGGCUUGAAGAAGCGCAUCUUCUAUAUGGCGCUGGCCGCGUGCAUCAUCAUCGUCUCCAUCGUGGUCGGUGUCGGCGUCGGCGUCGGCGUCAGCUUGGGCUCCCAGCAGGCCAAGGCGUCAGGCCAGCCGAGCGCGCCAGAUGGUGGCUCUAGCGACAGCUCCCCAGCCGGUACUUCCUCGCCGCCGCCACCGCUGGCGCAGCCCACAAACAAGGUUCCGCCGACCAAGCUCAACGAAACCCGGCUCAAUGGCCCGUUCAAAUUCCAGGGCUGGUCCGGCAAAAACUUCACCGGAGAGAGCACCGAGGUGGUUAGGGGUGUCGGUAUCACGCAGUUCGCCUUUGACAUCCGCAGCUACGUUUGGGACCCAGACGGCUUCACAUGCUGCGUCAGCUUCUGCAACGAGACCGUGUCGGAGCACGGCUACUACCGGUGCCAAGUACUUUCCCAGCCCCAGCCCGUGGGUCCCUUCAAUAGGAUUGUCACGCUGUGCGGCGGUCUCGAGGUCACGAAUCAGGCAGCGUCUUGUUCUUGAGGCCAUGGGUGCAACACAGCCCUUCUCUGAGCAGAGCAACCAACCCAAAACCUGUCGUUUUUCCCGGUCCCUUGAGGUUUCUCCCAUACUUUUGCCCAAAUCCGCCAACUUUCCCCGUUACAUUGGAUGGUAUUGUAGUGCCUGUUUCCCGAUAACGAUGGCUGGGUAGCGCCAUUUCAAUUUGUCUUGUUUAACCUUGGUCCUAACUGCUCCUCAUUUUCACCCAACCACCAGCAAUGACAGUUAUCACUGUUUCACGUCUGCGUGGCACUGCGCUGGCUAGAAUCUCCUCCGAACGCGCCAUGCUUAUCUAGAUAGUACAGUAACAUGCGACAAGGGUACAGUAUCCGGCGGAGCGCCGGAUUUGAGGGGCUGCGGAGGAUCCCUCUGUCGGCCGACGGUGAUCGAGUGGCUAGCGAGAGUGCCCACACAAGCACAUGAGUCAUGCAGCGGGCUCCCCUGUCUUGUAGCGCAUUUGCGUGUUCGUGUUGGCUGAGAUGUGCACGCCAGAGCCGGGAUCCUAUCCAGAAGUCGGGAAACGCACCCGGCCUCAGCUUUUAUGGCGCUAGGAGCACCCAAAGACCUUCUAGCUUGUCGGGCUAUUAAAGCUCUUAAUCCCCCUUUAUUUUCGAUACCUUUAUGGGCCUUACCGAAGCAUCAUCGCGUUC